Messenger RNA from Corylus avellana, 312 nucleotides. RefSeq lists its product as uncharacterized. Lineage: Eukaryota; Viridiplantae; Streptophyta; Magnoliopsida; Fagales; Betulaceae. The record is from RefSeq and is a predicted model, not a curated record.
AUGGAGGAGAUCCGGUACCGCUCCUAUGGAGCCGGCCGGAGGCUAGAGAUCGUAACGGUGAGGAACUUGAGCGAAAACAAAAUGUACUUGGGUCGGUCGUACCCUUCUCCGAUCAGAUACCAUUCUGUGAAUACCAGAAAGAAGACCUCCUCCCUUGCCGUCAGGAAAUGGUGGAAUGAUCCUGAGAUGAAGCGGAGAAGGAGAGUCGCCAAAUAUAGGCUCUACUCCGCUGAAGGGAAGGUCAAGAGCUCUCUCAAGAAAGGGUUCCGUUGGAUCAAGAGAAAGUGCAUCAUGAUUGUGCGUCGGUUGUGA